UUUUCUCCUCAUAUCUUUCAAACCCUCUCUCUCUCUCUCUCUCUCUCUUUCUCUCUCAUCAUGGAAAACACCAACCAUGGCCUUCCUCCUCUCAAGAGAUUCAAACUCCUCCAACAGACCACCUCCGCCGCCGCCGCCACCUCCUUCCUUCCCGCCAAGAAACGGAUCGAGUCUCGUGGUCCCCCGACUGCCUACUGCCUUCCCGCCAAGAAGCGUGUCUGGGCUCUCCAACCCGACUUCCCCCCUUUGGAUACCAUCGAAGAAGACCCGCCAUUUCCAGAGAAGAAACCCAUCAAAGGUGGCCCCAAUCUCAACGCGUUGGAUGGCGAUUUCAAUGGAAAAUCAAUAAAUGGAGAAGAAUACGAAGUUACAAAGGAUACCUAUUUCGAAGAGGAAGCUGAUGAAGAAGAUGGAAUCAUUUGCAGCGUCUGCCAUAGCACGGAUGGUGAUCCUAAAGACCCCAUUGUCUUCUGUGACGGCUGUGAUCUAAUGGUCCAUGCCUCCUGUUAUGGAAAUCCGCUCAUCCAGGCCGUCCCCGAAGGAGACUGGUUUUGUUCACGGUGUGAGUUUUUGAAAGGUGGGGCUAAGGGAGAGGACGAUGAUCUUGAUUGUUGCCUCUGCCUGCUGAAGGGAGGGGCGACGAAACUAACGGUGGAUGGUCGGUGGGCCCACAUCAUGUGUGCACUUCUAGUGCCUGAAGUAUUCUUCAGGGAUUCGGAAGGGCGGGAGGGCAUCGAUUGCUCGUGCGUCCCUACAAGAAGAUGGGAAGGAGUUUGUUAUAUCUGCGACUCGAAGCGCGGAUGUGUGAUUGAAUGCUCUGAGCCCAAGUGUUCUUCUGCAUUCCAUGUUUCAUGUGGAUUGAAUGAGGAGCUCUGUAUUGAGUACAGAGAAGGGAGGACUGGAGCAAUCAUUGCUGGAUUUUGCGAGAUUCACACGCAGCUCUGGAAGAAGCAACAACAGACUGGAAAAUUCAAAAUUGUGCCCAGGGAGGGAAACAUGAAGGCUUGAUGGCUAUGCUUCUGUUUCUGGAAUUUGGUCUCGAAGCUUGAGAGGAUUCGGAAAUGGGUUCUCUGGAAUUACUCUGUUCCAUUUUACAUAGAUUAGAUUAGGCCUUGAUCUGUAUCUUGUAUGCUAAUCCUAGAGUUACACUAUCUGGCCUUAAAGCUAUUGUUUGGAAGUUAAUGUAGAGCUCUUUAUUUUUAAUGCAAAAAUGAUUAUGAGAUGCUAUUCAA
This is a messenger RNA of Magnolia sinica, 1232 nucleotides long. RefSeq lists its product as uncharacterized. The transcript has 2 exons. Lineage: Eukaryota; Viridiplantae; Streptophyta; Magnoliopsida; Magnoliales; Magnoliaceae. Bases 61 to 1008 code for a protein of 315 amino acids. The record is from RefSeq and is a predicted model, not a curated record. Gene Ontology annotation, biological process: regulation of transcription by RNA polymerase II.